Molecule: messenger RNA, 1290 nt
Organism: Dipodomys spectabilis (banner-tailed kangaroo rat)
Lineage: Eukaryota; Metazoa; Chordata; Mammalia; Rodentia; Heteromyidae
Gene: Pdap1
Product: PDGFA associated protein 1
Exons: 6
Coding region: 94-636 (180 amino acids)
Cellular component (GO): cytosol
Molecular function (GO): RNA binding
Source: RefSeq, a predicted model, not a curated record
ACGGAAGAAGUCGAACCCAAGAUAUUUCCGGUUCCGGUGUCAGUUCGAGGCGCCGCCGCCGCCGCCGCCGCCGCCGCAGCUGCCGUAGCCGCGAUGCCUAAAGGGAGAAAGGGAGGCCAUAAAGGCCGGGCAAGGCAGUAUACAAGCCCAGAAGAGAUCGACGCCCAGCUCCAGGCUGAGAAACAGAAGGCCAGGGAAGAAGAGGAACAAGAAGAAGGUGGUGAUGGGGCUGCAGGUGACCCCAAAAAGGAGAAGAAAUCUCUAGACUCAGAUGAGAGUGAGGAUGAAGAUGAUGACUACCAGCAAAAGCGCAAAGGCGUGGAAGGGCUCAUUGACAUCGAGAACCCCAACCGGGUAGCACAGACAACCAAAAAGGUCACACAACUGGAUCUGGAUGGGCCAAAGGAGCUUUCGAGGAGAGAACGAGAAGAGAUCGAGAAGCAGAAAGCAAAAGAACGCUACAUGAAAAUGCAUUUAGCUGGGAAGACAGAGCAGGCGAAGGCUGACCUUGCCCGGCUGGCGAUCAUCCGGAAGCAGCGGGAGGAGGCAGCGAGGAAGAAGGAAGAAGAGAGGAAAGCAAAAGACGAUGCGACUUUGUCAGGAAAGCGAAUGCAGUCGCUGUCCCUGAAUAAGUAAGCUGGCUAUGGGAGGAGAUGCCAGGGAACCCGGCCGUGCCGUCAGGACCUCUGCAGCAUCUCACCCACCCUGUGCCCUGGCGCCGCUGCAGCAGCCCUUCAUGGCCGCGAGCCCCCGGCCUGGGGCCUCCUCCAUCGUGGCACAGAAAUUGCGGGGCUGUGGGGGGAGGGGCAGCUGCUAUCUUUGUGACAGAAAGAUGCAGGACAGCAUUUCAUAUGUAACCAUUUGAAUGUUUUUGCUGUUUUUAGAAUUCAGAACCCUGGUUGGGGGGUGCUGGGAGGUGGGGUAACAAGAGCUUCCGUUUGUCCAGUAGAUUGCACGUCGGGGCAGGGUGCAGGGGGCAGGGCAGCUUCUGUGGAUUUGCAGCAGCCAGCCCCAGUCUGUUGCUGGAUGCUCACGCAGGGCUGUUGUCCGGAGCCUGCAUAAUAAUCUGGGUCCCUGAGGGUCUUGGUUUGUCCCUGGCCAGUCUCUUCCCGCCAAGGCCCUCUCUGCUCUUCCCCACCCUGUUCCCACCCAUCUGGCCAGGGCUAGUGCCCAUUUUUACCUACCCAUGAAUCAUUUCAAGAACCUCUGGUUCCUGUGCAGCACCAAGGCAGAACAUGUUCCAUAAAUUCAACUUGUAUAUUUGGCAGAUUAAAGUUGACAUUAUCGUAA